UUUUUGGAGUGCGACCUCUGGCGGUUUGUAGCAGUUCAUUCAAGAUGGCGGCGCCCAGGCGGCAGAAAGUUCAAGAUUUGAUGAACGAAAAGGACGCCAUAGAACAAGAAAUUAAGGAGUUUCAUGAAGUUUUGGAGUCGCAAGGCAAUGUUGGGAUGCAUGGCCCACUCAUAGACAAGGAGGGAUAUCCACGCAGCGACAUUGAUCUCUACAGUGUCAGAACGGCAAGGCACAGGAUUAUCUGUCUGCAGAAUGACCACAAGGCCCUCAUGGCCAACAUUGAGAACAGCCUGCAUGACCUCCACGCCUUUGAGAGACAGGAGAGAGAACACGGUGCGAGCCUGCCCACCAACGGGGCCGUCAGCGCGGCCGCGGCCCUCGUACCGUUCGCUCGGAUCGAUCUCGUCUCGGAGGGUUCCCCAGCUGCAAAAGCGGGAUUACUGGAAGGGGAUGAGAUCAUUGAGUUUGGCUACGUCGACACCUCCAACUUCCAAACAAUGCAGGACAUCGCUGCAGUGGUACAAGAGAGUCAAGGGAAAUCUUUAAGAAUCCUGACGCUACGAGAAGGAAAAGGUGUGCCUGUUUCUCUGAAGCCCCAGACGUGGAGCGGUAGGGGGCUGUUGGGGUGCAACAUGAUUCCAAUCAAGAAGUGAACUAAUUAGCCAACAGGAGAUUCAAAUAAAUCAAACGGAUUUGCGCGAGACAAAACUCUCAUCAAGAAAUCUUUGGACAAAAGAGAACCAAAAGCUGCUUUGGGAUGAAAACAAAAGUUGAAGUGUCUCAGCUGGUUACCAGAAAGGAGUUCUGAUGAAAGGGAAGGUUACCUAAAACAAGAAAACAUUGUUUCAGAGGUAGGCGAGGAAAGUUUCUUUAUUCCAUAGAAAGGAAUUCAACAUGAAAAUUCUGUGUUCAUGGACUCCGUGCAUGAGCAGGAGAGGGCGCUGUUGUGCCACUUUGGAGAGCUGCAGUGGAGGGACACAUCGGCCAAGUUCGGGCGGUCUGCUCAUGACACGGGUACGCACUCGAACGGCGGGAACACGACCCACGAACACUGCACUCGGGACAGGAUCACACACCACCUUUCCGUCAGGAGCUUGCACGAACAAUUUACCCGUGUCAAGAACAGACCGCCCGAAUUCCACCACAGAGUGUGCGUACUGGUUUGCGCGCAUAUUGCGCGAAGUACGCAUGACUAAACUAUUCUGAAUCUGCACAAGCCCGUAAUGUCUUCGCGUGAUCGUCAGUUGCCGUCAGCAAUUCGUUCAAGAGAUCUUGUGUGUGGUGUCCCCCAACUCUGCCUUCGUAACCGUUGAGGGCGUACUUGUGCACGGAGUCCAUGGUAGUGCGACUUUGCAUUAAACCUAUUAGCAUGUGCUACAUUGUAUUACACUGUGUUUAUUCACUGAAGAACCGAUAACAUCACUGAGUGCUCGGGAGGUUUCGGGUGCUGCAGGGAGAAAUGGGUUAAUUUCCGACAAGUCUAAACCCAUAUUGCGGACCGUUUAAAUGGAACUGUAGCAUCAUAACGCAGAGCCCAUAGUGAUGUGACUCUGCUAAACCGUAGCAUCUGUGUACAUGUACAUCUAUGGCCAAGUUCGCGCAAGGACUAUAGUUGACCAAUGGUUAACUAACGUUUGCUCGAACUCUGU
Molecule: messenger RNA, 1649 nt
Organism: Patiria miniata (bat star)
Lineage: Eukaryota; Metazoa; Echinodermata; Asteroidea; Valvatida; Asterinidae
Gene: psmd9
Product: 26S proteasome non-ATPase regulatory subunit 9-like
Exons: 6
Coding region: 45-653 (202 amino acids)
Biological process (GO): proteasome regulatory particle assembly
Cellular component (GO): cytoplasm; nucleus
Molecular function (GO): protein binding
Source: RefSeq, a predicted model, not a curated record